AUGCCACAUAUCAAAGAGAUGGUAUACGAGAAUCGCAUGACAUACGCUGAGAAACACGGGCUGGAGUUUAUGUGGGCGAACAUGACCAGCUAUAACCUACCCAAUGGCGCACCAAUCUACUGGAAUAAGAUCCCCAUUUUGAAAGAUGCCUUCGCCCGUUUCCCAGAUGCUGAAUGGGUCUGGUGGAUGGAUAUCGAUAUUAUCAUCAUGAACAUGUCGCUCAGUAUUCAUGAUCACGUCUUAUCGCCAGAGGGAAUGGCUCGCAACAUCCUUCUUGAUCACCCAAUGACUGGAGCUGGUGGGGGUGAAACUGGCUUCCGUACCCCGGCAGCAUACCACCCCGACGACAUCAAUUUUGUUAUCUCACUAGACAAUUGGGGCAUGAACGUGGGAAAUUUCCUUAUGCGACGAAGCGAAUGGAGCGACUGGCUGCUAGACUUGUGGAUUGAGCCGCUCUAUAUAUCCCAGAAUUGGGUGUUCCCUGAAAAUGACGGAUGGACACAUAUGUGGCAGUACCACGAGAUCGUUCAAAACCACACAGCCUGCAUGGACCAGCGCUCGAUGAAUUCAUACCCGGAAUACAAUUUCCUUGGGCAACACUGGCAACCUGGAGAUCAUAUCGUUCAUUUUGCAGGCUGUGGCGGUGAUCCUAUAUGUGAGAGUGCGUGGGCCAAGUACUGGAAUUUGCGAGAGGAGGUCGAUGUCCCGGCGUCUGUGAAAAGGAAACUGGACGAUGGUACUGCUGAGAUUGAGGCAGUUCAGGGUAAUGUCGGAUUGUAA
This is a messenger RNA of Penicillium cataractarum, 780 nucleotides long. RefSeq lists its product as uncharacterized. Lineage: Eukaryota; Fungi; Ascomycota; Eurotiomycetes; Eurotiales; Aspergillaceae. Gene Ontology annotation, cellular component: Golgi membrane. Bases 1 to 780 code for a protein of 259 amino acids. The transcript has a single exon. Gene Ontology annotation, molecular function: glycosyltransferase activity. Gene Ontology annotation, biological process: protein N-linked glycosylation. The record is from RefSeq and is a predicted model, not a curated record.